Ricinus communis (castor bean) is the source of this 1390-nucleotide messenger RNA. Its product is annotated as KH domain-containing protein At2g38610. Bases 9 to 1046 code for a protein of 345 amino acids. Gene Ontology annotation, biological process: regulation of mRNA splicing, via spliceosome. The transcript has 7 exons. Gene Ontology annotation, cellular component: nucleus. NCBI's taxonomy places the organism in Eukaryota, Viridiplantae, Streptophyta, Magnoliopsida, Malpighiales, Euphorbiaceae. The record is from RefSeq and is a predicted model, not a curated record. Gene Ontology annotation, molecular function: mRNA binding.
ACCCCACCAUGACUGCCCUACCGAAAAGCCCACUCUUCAUUUUGCAAAUUUGCACCCACCCAUUUAUUGUUUUUCAUCUCCUCCUCUCUCUUUCUCUCUCUCUGCCCUCCUGGUUUUUUCACCUUUCACAGCCCCCCACUUCUUCUUCUCUGCCUUUGUUAAUUUGCUUCUGCUUCUGUUUGUCAAGUAUCAUAUUCAUGUCAGGCUUAUAUGCACAGAAUUUUUCACCUGCAAGAGCUUUGUCUCCACAUAUAAGAACAACUCCUGAUGUUGAUAGUGGUCAGUAUUUGACAGAACUGUUAGAAGAACACCAGAAGUUGGGACCUUUCAACCAGGUUCUCCCUAUAUGUAGCCGACUUUUGAAUCAAGAGAUAUUAAGAGUUUCUGGAAUGAUUCCCAACCAGGGCUUCAGUGAUUUUGAUAGACUGCAACGUGGAAGCUUAAGUCCUAUGGCAUCUUCAGAAAUACUAGCAAGUAAUAGGGGAACAAGCAUCAUGGGGUGGAAUGGACUGCCACAAGAGCAGAGAUUGGGAGCACAAGGGAUGAAUGUUGACUGGCAAGCAGCACCAGCGAGCCCAAGUUCCUAUAUUGUGAAGAAAAUCUUGCGUUUGGAUAUUCCUGUUGAUAGCUAUCCAAAUUUCAAUUUUGUUGGUCGGCUUCUGGGCCCAAGGGGCAAUUCAUUGAAGCGAGUGGAAGCUUCUACGGGUUGUCGCGUGUAUAUUAGAGGAAAAGGUUCAAUAAAAGACCCUGAGAAGGAAGAUUCAUUAAGGGGAAGACCGGGGUAUGAACACCUGAGUGAUCCUCUGCACAUUUUAAUUGAAGCUGAAUUACCUGUCAAUAUUGUGGAUAUGCGAUUGAGACAAGCACGGGAAAUCAUUGAAGAACUGCUUAAACCUGUGGACGAGUCGCAGGAUAUCUAUAAGAGACAACAGCUGAGAGAAUUAGCAAUGUUGAAUUCAAAUUACAGGGAAGAGAGCCCUCGACCGAGUGGCAGUGUCUCUCCGUUCACUUCAAGCGGAAUGAAGCGAGCCAAGACUGGUCAAUAAUACCUCGUGAUCCAAUCUCCUUGCUGGUUUUCUUUUAAAACACUCUUUGAAUAUUUGUUACCACUUAAUGCCUCUCAUUAUAUGUCAAUCCUGUAUAGCUGCAAAAGAAAUGCUUUGAAGACGUGGCUGGUAGUUUCGACUUUGGUUAUUCAUUGGGUAACAUAAACAUUAACAAGAGAAAGGAAAUAGAAAUUCAUUUGUUACAGCUUUGUCAAUGUAAUUGUUUGCAGGUGUACAAGUUUAUAAAAAUUAUUGAAUUUGUUCUGUAAUUAACAUGAAUUCUUUGUCUGAAACUAGUCUGUAAUUAUAUAUGCCAAUAGUGGAUGCAAGGACUUAUUUUGAUU